Messenger RNA from Labrus mixtus (cuckoo wrasse), 6897 nucleotides. Its product is annotated as probable ribonuclease ZC3H12C. The record is from RefSeq and is a predicted model, not a curated record. NCBI's taxonomy places the organism in Eukaryota, Metazoa, Chordata, Actinopteri, Labriformes, Labridae. Gene Ontology annotation, cellular component: cytoplasmic ribonucleoprotein granule; nucleus. Gene Ontology annotation, molecular function: mRNA binding; RNA endonuclease activity; metal ion binding. The transcript has 6 exons. Bases 274 to 3045 code for a protein of 923 amino acids.
CCUGCCGAGACAACAAAUCAAUUUGUAUUUUCCGACUUCCUCAGCCAGUGUUCUAAAAGCAGCUCCUACCUGCCUGUCCUUCUUUAAACCUCUGAACGAUUACCCAGACAGAGAGAGCGAUAUGGAGGAUUAUUUCAGGACGGAGGGGAUAACAUGUAAAACUUCACUCCCAGGACCAGUCAGUGAGUGGUAACCUAUCAGCAGUAACGGUGGGGUCUGUCAGGUACCUGAGAGGUCACAGAGAGCGUGGAGCUGGAUGUAUGAGACAGCUUCAUGGGCGUGAAGAACCAUCUGGAGGAUGGAAAAGGCCACAUCCUCAGCCUGGGGCUGGAUCUGGACUACCUCCAUGUGGAAGGUGCUGAGCGGCAAUCCAGUUUGAGCAUUGUGACUGGUAAUAUAGGCGUCUUACAGGUUGGAUCUGGAUCCCUGAAUAACAGCAGUAACAGUAUUGGUAGCACUAGUUUUAGUACUCAUUCAAACUACAGCAGCAGUAGCAGUUGCAGUAACUUCUCUGAGGAGGGUGCUGUCUCAGACAGUGAAGAUGAACGGCUACAGAAUGGGUCUGGUGUUGAACCUCAAAACCUUAUGCAAAAUCAGCCAUCUCACCUUCACCAUAAAGAAUCCCCCUCAGUCUCACAGAUGGUCAGGCUGGACCUGGCACCAAAACAGUCCUUUGAAGACCCUGCACAGCCAGAAACAUCACCCACUAAUCCCGCAACAGACUACCGCAAUAAAGUAGAAUUUGCUCUGAAACUAGGCUACCCUGAGGAGCUGGUGCUACUAGUGCUGAGGAAACUCGGCCCAGAUGCACUCAUCAAUGAUGUGCUGGGUGAGCUGGUCAAACUUGGAACCAAGACGACAAUGGAGCAACAAGGAGGAUCAAUUGUCUCCCAGUUUUCCUCCUCCUCUUCCUCUUUGGACUGCUCCUCCUCUUCCUCCAACUCUUCGCUGGACUCCUGUCGACAGCUGUGUCCUUCCCAUCUACUUGAAGACAAAGAAAACAUUCGUCCUGUUGUGGUGGAUGGGAGCAACGUAGCCAUGAGUCACGGAAAUAAGGAAGUAUUUUCCUGUCAAGGCAUCCAGUUGGCUGUUGAUUGGUUCUUGGAGCGAGGUCACCGUGACAUCACUGUUUUUGUCCCUGCCUGGAGAAAAGAGCAGUCAAGACCUGAUGCUCUGAUCACAGACCAAGAGAUCUUACGGCGACUAGAGAAAGACAAGGUCCUGGUGUUCACUCCAUCACGCCGUGUGCAAGGUCGCCGUGUGGUUUGCUAUGAUGAUCGCUUUAUCGUCAAACUAGCUUACGAGUCAGAUGGCAUCAUUGUUUCCAAUGACAACUACCGUGACCUAGCCAAUGAGAAACCAGAGUGGAAGAAAUUCAUUGAUGAGCGUCUACUGAUGUACUCCUUUGUAAAUGACAAGUUCAUGCCACCAGAUGACCCACUGGGUCGCCAUGGACCAAGUCUGGAGAACUUCCUUAGGAAGAGGCCUGUUAUUCCAGAGCACAGGAAGCAGCCAUGUCCUUAUGGAAAGAAGUGCACAUAUGGCCACAAGUGCAAGUUUUAUCACCCUGAGAGAGGUACUCAGCCACAGCGGGCAGUGGCUGAUGAGCUCCGUGCUAGUGCCAAAAUGUCAUCAGUAGCUUCCAGAGGCCUGCAGGAAGAUUCCUUAAUGGCAAAGAGCCAAAGUUCUGGUCAACAAGAAAGAAUGGCUGAGGCUGAGCCAAGUCAGAACACUCCAAAGAAACAUCCAUACCCCAGUCCACGCUUCUCCUUUAAUGAUCUCCUUGAGGACAGGCUUAGGAUCCAGUCUAAAACUGAAGGUCGACGGGGAAGCAACUGCAGCAGUAGUAGUAGCUGUAGCAGCAGCUUUCAAGGGCAACAUGCCCCAGGUGGACCCCCUUCUUCAGGAGGUCUUGAGCGAUGGGAGCACUCUGGGAUUAGUGAAGGAGGUUACUCAAGGUUUUCUGGAGCCUCAGGACCAAGUUUUGGUGACACUCAUCACCGAUGUGAGUCUCCAGACCUGGGCUACAGCUCAUUGAUAAAGUCCUAUUCUGGCCUCAGUCUGGUGGUGCCAAAUAGUCCUGAAUGCUUCUUCCCUGCUGACCUACGAGCUGCAUCACUGGUAUCAGACUGUAGCAGUGAAGGCAGUGUCAGCUCAGACUCAUUCUCCCCCGACCCCUUGUUAGAUGAAUGCUCAAAGUGCCAUCAUCACCAACAGCAUCCUCACCACCAUCAUCACUGUCCUGGCCAGUAUGCUCACCCUGUAAACCGUGUUCCUCCUGGACUGGGCCACCAUGUCUCUCAAGGCUUUCAAGUUCCACCGCGGAGACAACAUGGUUUUGGCUUGGAGGACCCGGCAAUAUCUGUUACCUCUCAUGCAUCUCCACGGCCCUUCAAGAUCCCUUCUGCCUACAUCUCUAGCCAACCUCAACAUCCCCUGCUGAGUAGUUUCCCUGAGGAAUUCCCAGUUUGUCCACCCCAAACAUCCACUGCUCACUCCUUCUCUCAGAGCUCCCCACUUAGACGCAAUCUUAUGGGCUCUCUUUGGCAGGAAGGUGGGCUCCAGGACUCCCAAGUGUACAAAGGGUCACCAAUUAUUUCAAGAAGAAAUCAUUUAGGAAUAAACCAACAACCACAGUAUCAGCAAAACUGGGAUCCCCAUUACCAGCAGUCCCCUAAGCCUAGCUUUGAUCCGUUUACCUUCAAGAGCAUUCCACAAGUCCAAGAGAGGGCUUGGCACUCUCCUUGGGAAAGACAAGUUCAUUCUACACCCCAUGGCCUCUCAUCAUCAAGCCUACCAUCACUCCCACUGCUGUCUCUGCCAUCCAUCUCUUCCCACAAAAGCCCCCUGCCCCCAGUACCCCAGCACCAAGAGCCCCCUGCCUUGGGUCGAUACCAGGACGUAAGGGAGAAGGUGUUUCUAAACUUGUGCCGCAUCUUCCCUUCAGAUUUAGUGAGGAUGGUGAUGACCAGAAACCCUCAUGUUAUGGAUCCUCAGGAGCUUGCAGCUGCAAUUUUGAUGGAGAAAUCACAACACUGUUCUUGAGUAAAGCUAGAUGAUGAAGUAACGGCUUCAUCUUUAUUGGAAUCACAGCUGCAGGUAUUUUUCCUUGCAACCAUCUUAAUUAUUGAAGUAAGGUUUGAUGUACACAAACCAAAAGCCUUCAACCGUUAAUGGAAUGCUUAUUUUCAUUGCAGGUAUGUUGGCCCAUUAAUUUUAGUAGGUAACUUUUGGAGGGAAAUUGCCAUAUUUUUCUUUAAUUAUGCUGGCUCUUUUCUGCACUUACGAUCAAGAAUAAGCAUUAUUUAGCUUAUGUUUAUGGAGGCUUUAAUGUGUUUCAAGGGUGAAAGUGUUGUUCAUGUUAAAUUAAAUUAUUUUUAUAUUUUUAAGUUAUUAACAUGUAUUUUAAAAUUAUUGUUUUUGGCACUUUUUCGUUAUAGUUGUGGUUCCUCCUCAUCUUUUUCCAGCAAUCAUGUCAGGGUGUAGGUAAAGCCCUUUUUUUUUUUUUUUUUUCAAAUCAUUGUCAAAUAGCUGUUUUCCAGUCACUGAGAUAACAUAUUAUCGUAAACAUUUCACUGCUACAGUGCGAAUACAUUCCUGCCGAUUUUACUUCUUGAUUUAGCUCAGCAAACAGAUCUUUCUAUGAAGACAGGUGGCCGAUCAUUAGCUGCGGUGAGACUCUUUGGAUUUCCCCAAUAGGGAAGUGAAACUCAGACAAUACCCACAAAAGACGACGGCAAAAACUCCACUCAAAAACCCCAAAGGCGGUUUUUCACUUUUAAAUUUGAGUAAAUUUCCUCUGGUAGGAUUGCCUUGACAGCUGACUUCAUGGUUCUUCACUUUUCUGUACAGAUUUGUUUACAAAAUUAAACCAUAUUAAAACUAGAACACAUGUAUCUCUUAAGAGCAUGGUCACCAGAAUGAUCAAGGUGGAACGAAGACUGAUGAUAUUAGUUUGACAUUAAUUUAAGAUUUGUGUUAAUUUAUUUCCCUUUUUAUUUGUGUGAAUGUCUGUUAUACACGAGGCACAGGGUCUCCAUAGUCAGUCUGGGGUUAAACUGCCCCCUAAAUAGACUGGUAUGAGCUGGUAAACAUCUCAAUAUCAAAAAGUUCCCAACAGAGUAAGUCCUCAUACACUGCUAAUGUUAUGAGAACAGUUGGAAACGUAAUAGCUGGUGGUAUUCUGUUCUAAAAAAAACCUUUCCCAGAAGCUCAAAUAAUCUCAUUAGUCAAGUCAGAAUUCAGUGACGUAGUAAAGAAACAUCAAAAUAUCAAGACAAAAUUAUAUUUAAUAAUGUGUAUUUCUAAUGAAUGUAAUGGGACUUGGAAAACAGAUCUACCUAGACAACAAGCGAAUCCCCAAAUACACUCCUUCAAAUUUCUUCUUUCAGACAAUAAGUCAUCAUCAUAAUUGAAAUCGUGUUAAUUUUGUCAAACUUUCACCUUUUGCUUUUUGCCUGCUUUUCUCUAUGAAACAAUUUGAACAGUCAAUUUCUCUAAAUGUAAAGCACUUUGAACUGCAUUAUUGUAUGAAAUAAUAAUAUUGUUAUUUUGGUGAUUUCCACCAAUGGGAUUAUUUUUGGAGGUCUGAGGAACCGUUUUUAACUUGCCUGGUUAACAUAAUAUCUUCUAGCCAGAUUACACCUCUCUUUGUUGAUACAAAUUGUAUCAUAUAAACUUUUUAAACAAGAUUAUCGUUUGAUAUGAGAAUAGCAACACAAAGAAUGUUGAAUAUGAGUAUCUGUGGCAAACUUUGCCACCUUUGGAUUUUUAGUCUAUAUUUAUACAAUGGGGCUUUCUACCUUUUCUGUCCAAGGUGCAGGCAGGAGAAGGUCUCAUGAUAUUGUUAGUGUUUAUGUUGUCAGUGAACUGUAAGCAUGGUACUGUGUAGCCCCCCCCCCCAAAAAAAGUUAAACCUAAACAAGGGUUGAUGUUGACUCAGCCCAAGCUAGUCUAGAGGCAUAUAUGGCACUGAGAAGUACUGUCUUUUAUUAUUCAAUGUUACUUAUGAGACAUUUAUGACCUUGUUUGUCUCCUGAGUAUUCCUGAACGCUUUCGGAUUGUGAUUGUGAGGGGUUCGAAUUAAAAGCUCAGCUGGAAACUGAGCUGUUCACAAAUUUGUGCUGCAGGCUCAAAAACUAUCCUGACGCCUUCCCCAGACGUCUAGAAUUGCAACGUCUUCCUCUUCAUUGUCUCAAAGCUGUCUUACUUGAAAAGCUUUUACUCAAGGGCUUAACUUUAACCUGAAAAGCGUUGUCUCAGGAACAAGUCCUCAGGAUCCCUGUCAGUGCCAUCAAACAGUUGAAAAGUCUGUUCAAAUAUUUGUUCUUGUGCUACUAUGUGAUUUCUUAAGAAGUUAUGCUCUCGCCUUGCUUCUCGGGCUGGCACUGUGUGCUACUGUUUGCUGCAGGGUUGAGACACUAUGACGUAAUAUAACAGGCUCCUCUAGGGUUUUCAUUAACAUUCCUGUGGAUAUUUAAACCCUUGUUUAGUGAAUGUGGGCAGAAGAAUAUUUUUGUAUGAUGAAUUGUUUAAGAGCUAUUUUUCAAAUGAUACACAAUGACUUUUUGCAAGAAGAGAUUGUAGUCAGAAUCAAUGUUGCUGAGAAGAGGGAGGUACACGAUGCUUAACUGUGCCAAUGUUGUUGUUUGACAGUGUUUCACUUGAAUAUGAUCAAGUAGGCCUGGGCGAUAUGACUGAAAAUGUUAUCACGCAAAAAUAAAAUAGCCAAAAUAUCUCCAAACUCCUGAAGUUGAGUGGCCUUUCUUGUCAUCUUGUAGUCGACGUUUUCUCCCUGCUUUGAGCUGGGAGGCUCAGCGUUUUCUUCAGUGUCGCUGUCGCUCAUUUCGGCUGUGUUUCCAUUCCGCUCCAAACGUCUGUAAGCCCGCCCACACAUAUCCCUGCGACAUGAUUGGCUGUUUGUCGUCUUUUUCGUCUUCUCGCCAUUAUCGGGUGGCAGCUAGCAUUUAGGGCGCAUUACGGCCCCCCGUUUCCCAGUGGUUGGAUGGUGUAAUUACAGGUCAAACUUUUAUCGGACAAUUGUUAUAUUUAUAUUUAGACAAAUUUUAUCACGAUACUUACUGUUAUCGUUUUAUCGCCCAGGCCUAUGAUCAAGCAGUUCUCUUGUGAUGUAAUUCUGCUGCCUUAAUUUGCUGUGAGUUCAGUCCGAACACGCCUUCAAGAAUUCAUGGUCGUGUCUUGACAGAUUAUUUUUUAACUCGUUGUGUCGACUACACUAGCUAUUUUAUUCAAUGAAAGAAAAGUAAUGAAUGAUGUCCCUGUUGUUAUUCUCACCGUUAUUUUUAAUGUGCUGUCCUUUCAGCUUAAUUUCUGCAAUAAAACAAAAUGAAUGGCCAGUUACCCAGGGACCAAAUCCAAAUAAAAGGUUAUUGAUUUAAUGUCUCUGUGUUCCCUCUCUCGUGACAGUGGUGGUAAUAUAAAACCAAAAGGCUGCUGUUUCAAUGUGUGUCCUACUGGCAGACGAAGAGUUUCAUACCAAAAUCCCAAAGCAGUCAAAAGCACAUUCUUUUUUAAGCAUACCGUGCAAUACGACCAAAAGGUAUUGCUUUAAGAUGAUUUGGAAAUUGAAGUUGUACUUUUCAAAGGAAAAAAUAAAAUAAAAACAAGGUAGAGUGCAAUGAAAUGCUUUACAACAAGACUUCCUUAAAUGUCUUUUUUUAUCUUAUUAUUUUUCAAAACUUUUUGGCGUAGAUCUCUUCAGAUGUUUGAGACACAGGUCAGUGGAGCCAUAUCAAGCUUUCAGCAAUGGAACCCAAAACUAAAGCCCAAAACUUAGCUGUCAUACCUACAGAACCUGGGAAAAACUGUGAGACAUAUUGACUGUUAUUGUGUGUUAAUUAAAAGUGAACAAUAAAAAAAAAAAACUAUUCAAGCUUU